Messenger RNA from Strongylocentrotus purpuratus (purple sea urchin), 1799 nucleotides. RefSeq lists its product as uncharacterized. The transcript has 2 exons. Bases 580 to 1608 code for a protein of 342 amino acids. The record is from RefSeq and is a predicted model, not a curated record. NCBI's taxonomy places the organism in Eukaryota, Metazoa, Echinodermata, Echinoidea, Camarodonta, Strongylocentrotidae.
GGCAUACUGUCCUCUAAAAAGUAAACAGCUGUGUGUGUGGUUAUCAUUGGAGCUGCAUAUAACUUCAUGUUUUACAAGAAGAAUCUUUAAUUAAGCAACAAAUGAUCUGAAGACAAAGAGUUAGGCAACUGAUUACGUGCAUCUAAAGCUACUCCAAUGGCCAUUUCUACACCACAUCUGAAUCGUAAAUGGAGAUAUAUGUUCAGCAGGUUAUCGCUGUUUCAUGAAAUUGAAAUUGCGCCUGAUGAUAAAGGAAGAGAAUUAGUCAGAAUCUUCAGUUGACGGAUCCAUCAAAAAAAAAGCUGGAACACAAAACAGUACAUUGCGCCUACAGUUACUGCAGAAUUCAUGCCUGUGUAUGUGACAGAACCAGAUUAUGUAUGAAUGCUAGCUAAAGCAUAGAUUGUUUACAUUUUGGACACAUCACACCAUCUGAAAAUUUGCUAUUGAGUUGGAUGUCAAAGGUGCAACAUAACUGUUUGUGAAUUAUAUAGAAUUCUGACAAUCAUUUUCUCCUCUUCGCAGGCGAAGAACCUUUCAGUAUUUUGGAGGGAAAUCUGAAUCUAACCCUAAUUCAAUAUGUUGAAAGUUUUGUUUCAUUCCUUGACCGGUGGAUUUAAUAUUCCAUUAUUAUUAAUUUCUAUUAUUCUCAUAAAUUUAUAUGGAUGUAAAUCCACACAAUUAUCUGAAAUACAAGGGCAAGACGCUAACUUGAUUUUCCCAUACCCAUGUGAUAGUACAGAAGUCACAUUACAGCAUUCGAACGGAGACCCAUUUUAUCGCUCGACAGACGGGUCAUCGCUGUCAUUGCCUGGAGGUCAGCUCCAUAGAUUCCAAGUGCAGAAUAGAAACAAAAAUGGAAACUGCUCUCUGGAUCUUACAAUAAUUAAUCUAAUGAGAAUUGAUGCAGGGAAAUACAUCUCAUUGGUUUACAAGAAUGGGCAGUCAAUUGUUGAUCACACAACCAGAGUUGGGCUGCAAAUAGACUAUCCUCCUGGUAAGGCAUCAUGUGUUGAGAGUGAAGGAAAGGGUGGAGACUGGGUCUCAAUAGACUGUACAGCUAAUGUUGGUAGUCUAUCAGGAAAGAUUGAAUGCUAUCAGGGUGGUGUAUGGAUGCCUUCCCUAACUGACCCCAUUGAAACUGUCACUUUAUUAACACAGACCAUUCUGAUCAGAAAAUCACAGCCAGUAUUUUGCUGCUCUUCUACUUUAGAUGAAUACAAACUAAGAUGUGAAUGUAAUGAUACUGGCCUGUAUAAAGCUGAUGAUGAUAUCAAUGAUCCUUGUCCUCCUUUAGAAAUUACAACAAUGGCUCAUUUUCCAACUCUCACAGAAAACAAUCAAAGUGAUUAUUAUUCCACCAUGAUGUCCUCCAUUCCGAUUAAUACGAAACAUUGCAUCUCCACAAAAUGUGUGAACAUUCACUCAAUUUUCUGGCCUAUUGAAGUCAUAGUUCUAAUCUUGAGUUUGUUUUUCCACUACAAAAUUAAAACUAAGAUCAGAAAUAAUAAUAAUAACGAUAAAGAUCCUCCCAUUCCUUUACAAUUGAAUACAUCACUACUUCCGACGAUGAAAAAUGGAUCAAGAAAAAAAAAAGAAUUUGUGUAAAUUCUAAUUAGUACGUACGUACACAAUACUUUGAGGAACAUUCAACGGAAAAUGCUUCAAUACACUUUAAUGAAGACUCCAAACGAAAUAAUGGAGAUCUCAUACUAAUUUCAAGCUCGGUUUCGAAUUGUACUGAAUUGUGAGAAAAUUAAAGAGUAUACACUCUAUUUACAUCUAAUUAGAAUCCCGUU